GCAUUUAGAUAUUUCUCAAAUCAAUCCUGAGGAUGGAGUCUUUGCAAAUCCUAAUACAAUCUUAUCUGAUAUUGUAAAUGGUUUGCCUCAAUUAACUUCUUUAGAUAUUAGUGGCACAAAUUUAGCAGGAAUCGAAAUUGUAAAUCGUGCAAUACAAACAGUUGAACAUUCUUUUUAUUCUGACAUGUACAAUAAUCUGUGUGAUAUACCAGGUCUUAUUUCAAGAGUAGAUAGACCUUUACAAUUUUUAGGAUUAUAUGGAGCAAAUGAUGCACCUUGUAGACGUCGUAAUAUUCCAGCAAAAUUGAUUGCAGGAAAUGCAAAUGAAGAUCAAAUAUUAGUUGCCGCUCAUGUUUAUAUGAAUAAUAAAGAAGAUUUAAUGUUAAAAGUAAUAAGUGAUUUAUAUCAAAUCUAUAGAUAUGAAAAUUGUCACAGAAUGGAUCAAGCACUUUGUGCAGUAUUAGAAGCAAUGGAAAAAUAUCCUACUCAAAAAGAUAUACAAAUAUCUGGAAGUGCAGCACUUUUUUAUAUCGUAAAAAUGAAAGAAAAAGGUGAAUUAGAAGCAAGAUUGAAAAAAAGAAUUGUCCGUACACUUCUCAUUGGAAUGAGUAUUCAUAAAAAUGAAGAAACUAUGAUGCGCAAUGGUUGUCUAACAUUAUAUCAAUUCCGAUUACCGCAAGAUGUGAUGUCACAUUAUGAAACAUUGGUCAAACUACUUUUGCAUUUAGCUAAUAAUGCGCAACAAGAAAGUUAUGUUCAACGUAUUGGAAUAUUUCUUUUAAAUACAUUGGCAUGUCAAGUAACAGGUAGAGAAAAACGUUUAUUAGGCAAUCUAGGUUGUAUAAAAACAAUGCUUGAACUAAUCAAAUACAGAGUUGAAUCCAGAACAUUUGAUGAUGUUAUGGAAGUAGCUUGGUCAACUAUGUGGAAUGUGACUGAUGAAACUCCUAUAAAUUGUCAACGAUUUUUUGAAGAAAAUGGCAUGCCGCUAUUUUAUAGAUGUGUUAUGCAAUAUUCUCGUAAAGAAGAAUUAUUGAAAAAUAUGAUGGGAUUACUUGGUAAUGUAGCUGAAGUACAAAGUCUUAGAGUGCAUCUAAUGCAACUGCCAUAUAUGGUUGUUUUUACAAAUUUAAUUCGUAAUGUUAGAGAAAGUAUUGAGGUACCAUAUAAUGCAGUUGGUAUAUUAGCUCAUAUAGCAUCUGAUGGUGUUGAAGCAUGGACAAUAGAAAAACCUAGUCGAGAUGUAGUUCUUGAACUUAUGGUUGAAGCUAUCGAACGAUGGGAUAUAUCAUCAGAACGUAAUAUUAAUUAUCGCUCAUUUCUGCCAUUAUUACGUUUAGUAGAUAUAUAUCAUACACCACAAUGUCAACAUUGGGCAGUUUGGGCUCUUGCUAAUCUCACCACUGUUUAUCCUCAUAAAUAUUGUAUAUUAGUUAUACGAGAAGGAGGCCUUGAAAAAUUGAAUACCUUAAUCUCAGAUGCAAGACCAUAUGAGCGUAUAAAAGAACUUGCCCACAUUGUAAUUGAAAAUUGUAGUCAUUAUAGUAGCAACUCCAAUGAUAUGAAUGUUCAUUCGCCAUUAGAUGAAGACUAUAUAUAUAGUUCAGAUGGUUAAAAUUCAAUUUUUAUUACUAUAAUUCAAAUAGCAUAAAAGUAGAAUGUUUUACGUCUGUAAUAAAAAAUUUUCUAAAAAAAAAAAGAGUGUGAGUAAGAUUAUAAAAAUAUAUUAAAAUAUUUGUAUGUUGAUUUGCCAAAUUGUAAAUUUAAAAUUGAGUACUCAGACAAUCUUACUCGCACUUUUAUUACAUGAACAUUUCAUUGCAUAUUUUAUUUAUUACAUGUACAAAAUAUAUUUGGACUAUUCGUGCAAAUAUAUUAUUAAUGAUAUUAAAAAGAAAGUAGUAAUUAGUUUAAUAAAAAUAUUUUUGAUGUAAUAAUCUCUAUAACACUGUCCAAAUUCAAAUACAUUUUUGAUUUAUGUAAAUAACCAUGCUGUAUUAUAAAUAAGAUCAAACUAAAUUUAGACUGAAGUAAUUUCUUGAAAUAAUGAAUGCUGAUUUAAACUUAUAUUAAGUUUCUUAUACUUGUGUGAAUUCUUUGUAGAUAUUUGUAUCAUAAAUAAGUUUUCAGUUGCCAUUAAAUUUGUUUCAUGAAAAAGAUUUAAAAUAAAAAUAAAUCUAUGCAUUAGAUUAUUAUGUAAAUAAAACUGAAAUAAGAUGAAUUAGAUUUACAAAUUUGUACAUCUCUAUUACCAGAAUUAAAAUUUUUUGAAAUAAUAA
This is a messenger RNA of Apis florea (little honeybee), 2279 nucleotides long. RefSeq names its product protein zer-1 homolog. The record is from RefSeq and is a predicted model, not a curated record. Gene Ontology annotation, cellular component: Cul2-RING ubiquitin ligase complex. Lineage: Eukaryota; Metazoa; Arthropoda; Insecta; Hymenoptera; Apidae.